CUAGCCUUCGCGGGGCUCAGUUCUAUGCUCCUUGGCAGGUGAAGAAGGGAAGAGCGGAAUCAUCUGAAAAAUGGCGACCGCGGUGAAUAUUGGAGAGCUGGGCUGCUAAACAGGCGGGAAACUGAGGGGAUUCAUAAAGAUCAGCGCCUCAGGUUAUGCACGUAAAUAGUGGGGUACAAUGCCCGAGACCAAGUAAACUGGAGUCUGUAACGAUGAAAGACAGGAAGCCACUGGGACUCGCCGGAGGUAAUCAAGCUAUUACGAGUUUGUUCAGCCCGAGCUGUGAUCCAGAUGACCUUCCAGGAACAAGAAAACCGCGUUGUGAUCCCGGACAAUGUGAACCCUUAACAAUUAAUGUACGAUGACAGACCUCAAUCGCCUCAGAAAAUACCUCUCUUCUGUUGUUAAAGACCGCCUUGUGCUUGGAUCCCCCAAGCAGCACUGCAGUGAUGCUAAAACCAGCGGCCGGUCUCACUGCAGCCCAGCGGUGAAGCCAGGCAGUGGAGUAUCCAUGCCGCCCCCCAGGAAGCACAAGUGUAAACCUGCUCUGCCGAUGCAGAAGACUCCUGACAAAAGCCCCGUCCAGGAGGCCUUCGCCAGGACUGCCAGCUGGGAAAAAGCAGGGAGCCCGAGCAGAGGGAUCAGCAGGAGUCACACACACAUCCCCAUGCCCAGUGUGGUGGUGAAGAAGCUGUGUCUGCCCUCCCUCAGCUUCUCCUCCUUCGUGCUGGCCAGUGAUGACUCCACCAGGAAGAAGCCUGUCUCUAGAAACAGCAUGGCCCCUUGCGUGAAAAGCAGCAGUCUUGCUUGUGAUGAAAGGACAGAGUCCCAGGAUGGAGCCGCGAAGCCCCACAAGGCGCUUGAUUUCCUCUGCCCAGACAGCAGUUCCUCGGGCAGCCCUCCCUACACUCCCAGGAAGAUGCAGUCAAGGCUGCACAGCCCAGAGUUCAAGGAGACCCUGCAGAACUACAAGAAGCAGAGGGAGCUGAAGAGGCAAAGGCUGGAACAAUCACAGCACACAGUUAACAAAUCUUCUGAAUGCCAGCGAUCAAAUCCAGUCUCUUACAAAUCGGCAGGCCCGUCCCAGCUCUGUAAUACGACAACCCCGAAGCCGGUGCCGUCCUCCAGCCAGCGUAAGGUUCGAAAGAGUUUGUGUUAUUCACCUGAGUCUCAAAGCAGGCACGUGAGCCCAGGUUACAAGUCAGCAGAACAAUCCCCUGGGAAGAGGAAAAGAGACCUGGACGAGGAGGAUGGGAGGCUGAAAAAAAAACCCUUUCUAAAGGAUUCUGGCAAACAAGUGAGCAGCAGUAGCAAGGCCCAGAAAGAGAGCCCCGAGGUUAUCCAACACGGCUCCCAUCCUUCGCAUUGUGAAACCGUUAAGCACAAAACUACAGCCAUUGACAGAAUUGAAUUUAAAAUGGCUUUGUUGCGACGCAUGACUAACUUGAACAAUGCUGACCUCUCUCCCAGGGAGGAAGGUCCGCCGCGGCAGUCUGAACUUGAGAGUGGAGGUUCUUUGUUGCGACGCAUGACUAACUUGAACAAUGCUGACCUCUCUCCCAGGGAGGAAGGUCCGCCGCGGCAGUCUGAACUUGAGAGUGGAGGUUCUUUGUUGCGACGCAUGACUAACUUGAACAAUGCUGACCUCUCUCCCAGGGAGGAAGGUCCGCCGCGGCAGUCUGAACUUGAGAGUGGAGGUUCUUUGUUGCAACGCAUGACUAACUUGAACAAUGCUGACCUCUCUCCCAGGGAGGAAGGUCCGCUGCGGCAGUCUGAACUUGAGAAUGGCGAUUCUUCUGUCUCUGAUCACUCCUUGUCUAGCGCUGAGGUGGCCUUGGGCUUAACAGAUGGAAAAAAUGUCAACACCACUGAAGUUUACCAUAAAAAUGGUACAUUGUCUCCUGUAUUGAGAACACCGGAGAGAACCGAAGGGAGCUCUCCCACUUUAGCUAAGAGCGGCACUUUGCUGUCCCCCCCAUUCAGGGAGGGGACUCCUGGUGGAGACUCUUGUUCUGAUGGAGGAGGGACUCUGGACAGGACUGCAGGGUACUGGCGGGACAGUUUGGAUAGUGAUGAGGGAGGCGCUGUGGGCAGCCUGAGCAGUGACAGUGAUGAUGAGGACGAGCCUUUGUUGUCGCUGGAUGAGUUCAUGUCUCGGGGUUCAAAGCCAGCUGCCACGCCAGAGAAAAGCUCUUAUUCGGAGCCCAGCACUCCUGUGUCCUCGAGCCAUUUUACAGCUGGCCCCAGCAGACCAUUAAGUUACAAAAACAGCCUCGAAAGCAUGCUGAAAGAAAAGGAGGAACAGCAGAGAGUGAAAGAGAUUGAUCUCCAGUUCCAGAAUGACAUCGGAGAGGGCAAGGUGAUGUGGAAACUGAGUGAGGAGCUGGAAGAGGGCAGUGCUGAUGAAGAGGAGUUCAUUCCUGAAGAACACCGUGAUUUUGUGGAGAAGUUUUCCAUUAUUUCUGAUGCCAUUCCGGACCUGCGCCCAGGAGAGGAAAUCUUCCACUUGUCAAACUUCGGGAAGCUCUUCACUGAGGAAAGUCUUGACUUGAGAAACUGCGGAUUGAGCCCUCAGAGUCGUGAGCAGGACGCGCUUCUGAGUUUCUGCCCUCGAAAACAACCCUUUGUGUGCAGUCAAGGCUUUCUGAAGAUGGCGUUUCAGUGUGCUCCUCGUCAGCCAUCUCUUUACAAGUGGUUGUUUCAGAUGAUGUCUGUCCAUUCAGAUUUUUUGACUUCUACACUCAUUCUUAAAGGGCUAAGAGACCUUGCAUUGAAUGCUGCUGAUCAGAUAGUUCUAUACAACAACAAAACAGUCCGGGUCUGGCUUCCGCCUCUGGAAGACGUGGUGCUCGUGUUUCUUAAUAUGGGCGUCCCCUUCAGCAGCCUGUUCCCACUGGAGAAUCUCCAGCCAGACUUCUCUGAAGAGGACAUUGUGCAAAGGGUAGAUGCUGUGGCAGAGGAUGCUCUAGAGAGUCGUGAAUGUGAUCCUGUGUGUUUCCCAUUGCAGAACUUUGUCAAUGUACUUCAGUAUCUGGUGAUGUGCACCUCCCUGUGCCCCAGGGCCUACAGUGACCGGGACAAGCUGCUGCUGCUGUCCCUGCUGUGCAGAGUCAGCCUGGAGAAGGGGCUGCGCCUGCACCCCAUGGUGGAAAUCCAGACGAUCAUUCACAACCUGCUCAAGAGCAUCAGGCACUGGGACACGCAGAUGCCUCUAGUUUGUCUAACUUUGAUCAACCUAGCAGCUCAUCACCAUAACCUGCGAUGGCUGGUUACAUUACUGCCCAUCUACUCCCGCGGCAAACAACUCAGGAGACAUGUGAGCCUGGCGCUCAUCUCCAAACUCUUGAACAAGAACUGCACUUACAAGGUGGAAAAUGCUGAUCUUCAGCUAGCUGAACUUCGUCCCUACUUGAUUCGAAUGAAGCCCUCCUCUCUCUUAAAAAAUAUUAAAGCUGAAAAGAAGUGGGGGAAUCGGCUGGGAGAGGAUCAGCCAUCAGAAAUCAGCCUGGAUCAGGAGGCAUACUACCUUGCACAUAGCCUGUUGGCAUUGGCCAGUGAAGUGGUGAACUUUGAUUCUGUUCCUGCCAGUCAAAGAAAACACCUAGUGCUACUGUCUGCUGAACUGGAAAAGCACGUGAAAUGUGAUAUCAGGGAGAGCGAUAAGCUUGUUUACCGCAGCAAGGUCAAGGAUUUGGUUGCUCGGAUUUAUAUAAAAUGGCAGGAACUCCUUCAGAGAUCCAGGCCUCUGCAGGGUAAGCUGCAUGACUACUGGGAGCCUUCAGUAGAGAAUGCCAGCACAGCCAGCCAAGAACCAGAACUGGAACCUGACGGGGAGGCCAACAAAGAACCUGUGACUUAACUACUGAAGAAUGUGAGGCUAGCGGAGAGGAGAUGCAGUGAUUCAAUUUGCUCGCUUACGAUCGGUUCUAAACAUUCAGCCUACCCUCCACUUGCCUUCCACAUUUCAAUACACCAGCAAUAUUAAAUACAACACAAUCUGCUGACUGAAAUUCACACAGUCAAUAUCAAAACGCUUCUCCCCUCCGACAUCCCCGCUGAAACGGACCGAAGAAAUCUGGUAGUGUUUCUUUAGUCUAAAUUAUACUUUACAAACAAAAAAAGCCAAAUUAAUUAUUCAGUAUUUUGGUGUUAACCCUUAGCUAGCCAGUGUCCAGUAUAUUUAACAUUGAGAGAAUAGACAUUAAACAGUUAUGGGAACACACCCAGAGCCGCGUUGUUUCCAGGCUGACAGGUUUACCUGGGCGAUCUCAACACUACAAGGUGGGGAGAGCUGACGAGAGAAUGAAGUGCAAUUGUUACUUCAGCUUCAGGCAAAGCUGCUAAAAAAAAAAUGCAAAGAUCACACGCAAAAGAAAUAAUUCUGCUGCACAUUUUACAUAUUUUUGUUACUGUAUAUAUUUAUAAAGAAAGUAAUUGCACUUGGCAGUAGCCGUUCUGUUUCAGCCCUGUCCACAUUGGAUAUGUUAACAUGCAGGCAGUGUUCAGAAUCAAAAUAAAGAAUUUACAAUGAGUGCAACGAUACCUAUUUCUUCAAAUCAAUUACCUUUCAGAAGUAUUAAUUAAAUCUAUUAGUGUGCUGAUUUCAAAACAUGAAAAGAAUGACCUUCCAUCGCCAUUAUAAUUGAGUAGCAAUGAAAUUCAUGUCGGCACAGCGUGUUUUAAAAGCCAAUUGGAAGUGAACUGCCCUCUCGUCCCGGGCCCUGAUCUAUUUACUGCUGUACCAAGUGAAAACUGACCAGGAAAAUAUGAUGCAAAACCAGUGGAUGCACUUGAUUGGUCACCUAAACGUGAGCUUUCCUUACACCUAACUGAAGAGGGAGGUGAAGCGGUGGAAGCUGGGAUACAUAUGUCCGAGAGUUCCAUCCAAGAGUUCAAUCGCACAAUUCACUGCAGACAUGACGCGAUUCUGAGCAAAGUGAAAUAAAAAAUUAAUUUAAAAGGAAGGCAAGACAAACCGCUAAAAUUGUUUUGUGUUGCGUAAUUAACACGUUUUAUUUAAUUAAUACCCAACACCUUCUGAUUUCCUCAAGGUAAAUACUUUGAGAAUGCAAGUAACGGCGCACCCCUGACUCAGAGUAUUGUGUGUUCGUGGACAGCUCUGAAUUCUGAAAGCCUUGUCCUGGAAAUCAUUAUCAAUUCCUCUUCCUUGUGUGCUGUGUCUCGGGUUAAAAGGGAAACCCAGAAUCAAGUACUGAUUUCCUGAUCAGUUCUCAUUGAAUGCGAGGCUAGCAUUUGUAGACUAUAUAAAAAAUAAAAAAGCACAAAAUCGUGGAAGGCUUUUCCCCGUGCAAUUGCUGGUGCUCUCCCCUCUCCCCUCUCUCCAUACACCACCUUCAGGACCCUCUGUAGUGGUUCUCCCGAACACUUCGUAUCACAGUCGAGUGGAGCUGACUUCUAGCCUGCACCAAAUAAAGGUCUGUUUGGAAUGCUGAGGGUGCAUCACCUUCAUUAAAAGAAAAUCCAGUCCAGAGUAUUCUGAUGUUAGGAACUGCAUGGAAAUGUUCGCUGUUGUUUUCUGCACCCAAUCUCCCCGCCCCCAAGCCAUUUGAAUGUAUGUUUUUAUAUUAAAUUUGGUUCAAAAUUGUUGUCCAUUGUCUUUUGAUUUCUACAGUUUUUUUAAAAAUAUGUUCUAUAUUUAAAGCCUUGCUUUUCAUUUCUUUUUAUAAUGUUUGGUACCGGUACAACUGUUUUAAUGUGAUUGUAAUAUCUGUACUUUUAAAUAUUUGUUAGUUAUAUAAUAAAGAUGCAAGUCUG
Molecule: messenger RNA, 5775 nt
Organism: Polyodon spathula (Mississippi paddlefish)
Lineage: Eukaryota; Metazoa; Chordata; Actinopteri; Acipenseriformes; Polyodontidae
Product: SMC5-SMC6 complex localization factor protein 2-like
Exons: 21
Coding region: 362-3859 (1165 amino acids)
Source: RefSeq, a predicted model, not a curated record